Boeremia exigua is the source of this 1267-nucleotide messenger RNA. RefSeq names its product Upc2 protein. Gene Ontology annotation, molecular function: DNA-binding transcription activator activity, RNA polymerase II-specific; zinc ion binding. Gene Ontology annotation, biological process: regulation of transcription by RNA polymerase II. NCBI's taxonomy places the organism in Eukaryota, Fungi, Ascomycota, Dothideomycetes, Pleosporales, Didymellaceae. The coding region runs from base 1 to 1152 and encodes 383 amino acids. The transcript has a single exon. The record is from RefSeq and is a predicted model, not a curated record.
AUGAGGCCAGAAUCCUUUCCAAGACGUCGCCGUACCCACCAAAAAUCCAAGAAGGGUUGCAGCCAGUGCAAGGCGCGGCACAUCAAAUGCGAUGAGGGUCGGCCCAGCUGCGCCCACUGCAUCACGACUCAUCGCUGCUGCUCCUUCCUUCAGCCUAGCAAGAGCCUUGUCCUUCCAGACAGUGCUGCAGCUGCAGCCAGCAGUACUAGAAUCAGUAGUUCCCACACACCUGAGGUGGCUGCUACGGUUCUUUUCACUACCAGCCAUCUCAUUUGCUUGCACCACGCCGAGACAUGCAUGGAAACGUAUAUGGCGUUGCAAGAUACAGGGCGCCCGAUUGUCAACCUUGCUAUCGCCCAUGCCGACUCGGCGCCUUAUCUACUGAGCCAGAUGCUUGCUCUGUCCGCGCUCCAUCUUGCCACUGAUGGGCAAGACACUUCGAAGAGGGCACAGUACCACCAACAGGCUACAGAACUACAGACACGCGCUCUAGAGCAGUUUAAUCGGGCGCAAGAGGAGAGCUCCGACGCGAAGUAUAUACCAGUGUUUGUCUUCGCGUCCCUGUUGGGCAUGCACGUGCUCAAAGAGACGCUAGUAAGCCAUCAAGACAGCCUGUCCGACUUCGUGGAUGCUUUUGUUCACUAUACCCGUCUGCAUCGCGGGGUCCGUACCGCCAUUACGAACGAUUCUUGGCCUAUGAUCCUUGAGUCAGACCUCAGGCCGCUCCUCUACUUCUCCGACCUCAGCGCUAUAGAUAAGCAGGUACCUGGAGAUGAUACACUCAGACUGAAAGAAUUUAUCGAGCUAUACAACGCAGGCCCAGAGUCUAGUCAUGCAUGCCACGGUGCGCUCGAGCGAGUGCAGUGGAUGCUCGAUGUGUGCAAGCAGCAUCCUUCUCAAGACAACGUAGGGAUCCACGCAACAAUGGCAUGGCCAUUGUUGGUUCCUGAAGUGUAUAUCGAUGUUUUACACCAGCGUCGACCAGAGGCUCUCGCGGUACUGGCAUUUUAUGCAGCAGCCUUGCAUCGAUAUCGACACUUUUGGGUGUUUCGCGAAUCGGGGUUUGGUCUGCUUUCUGCGAUAAGGAAGAGCAUUGGUUCAUACUGGCAAGACAGCCUAGACAUCUCAGUGGAUACUUUGUUUGCCACUUAGACAUGUGGAGAUCACCGCUGAUCACCUAUCCAUGCUUAGGAGCUUGCUGCUCUGCAUAUUUCGUAGCCAAAGUUCUAGAAAACGCAAUAACUUACUACAUUAAUAGCUAUUCAUG